AUGUUCCCGAGCAGUAUAAAGAGCCACAUCAUCACAUGGCUGGAGGACCACAGGUCGUUGGUGGUGUGUGUGUUCUGUCUCCCGGCCAGCUUCCUGUUCUCCUUAUUAUUAAGGAUCAGAGCCUUCGCCCGCAGACUCACCAGCGACCCUCACAGACAUGACGGAGCCGUCCGAUGUAUACAAGCACAGGUGUUAGAAUGGAACAAGCUACCAUCAAAGAAAAAACGCCUUCUUUGCACGUCAAGGCCCAACUGGCUGUCCCUGUCGAUAACCUUCUUCCAAAAGCACUUACACCAUCAAGUGCCCAUCCCUCUGUAUGAUAUCCUGGAACUCAAUGAGGAGGCGGCCACCGUAAGGGUGGAGCCCAUGGUCACUAUCGGAGACAUCACCAGAUACCUCAUACCUAGAGGAUAUUCACUGGCCGUCACUAUUGAACUGGAUGACGCGACCUUGGGAGGUCUUGCCAUGGGGACGGGCAUGUCUACACACUCUCAUAAGGCCGGUCUGUAUCACGAGACAAUCACCAGCUACGAAGUGGUGCUAGGGGACGGUUCGCUGGUCACCGCUACGGCCACCAACGAAUAUUCCGACCUGUACAGAGCCCUGCCCUGGUCGCAUGGAAGUCUCGGCUUCCUGGUGGCCCUGACGCUGAAGAUCGUGAGGGUGAAGCCCUACAUCAGGAUCAAGUACACGCCGGUACGAGGACAGAAACAAUACUGCGACCUGAUAAGAAAGUUAUCAGGAACUUAUGAAGCUGAACCCGCGACCCACCCGGACUAUAUAGAGGGGACGAUAUUCAGCAAGGACGAGGCGGUCGUCAUGACGGGGGAGUAUUCCGACUAUGACCGGAGACUAACGGUUAAUCACUGCUCGAGAUGGUACAAGCCGUGGUUUUACAAACACGUCGAGUCCUUCCUUAAAAAAGGAGAAGGAGAGGAAUUGAUCCCUCUGAGAGACUACCUGCUGCGUCAUAAUAGACCUAUCUUUUGGGUCGUGGAAGAUAUGAUUUCGUUCGGCAACAAUCCGCUAUUCAGACUCUUAUUCGGGUGGCUCCUACCGCCUAAACCGGCCUUCCUUAAGUUCACAACGACCCCAGGUGUGAGAGCUUACACGUUCACGAGACAAGUGUUCCAGGACAUCGUUCUUCCCAUUCAAGAGCUGGAAAAGCAAAUCGAGCUCGCCAGCCAGCUGUUCGAGAAGUUCCCUCUGCUGGUGUAUCCUUGUAAAAUAAUAGACCACGGACCAAUAUCCGGGCAGCUACGGAGGCCGCACGCUAAAUAUCUAGUUCCCGGGACCAACUACGCCAUGUACAACGACCUGGGAGUGUACGGCGUGCCCGGAAAGGUGAAGGAUAAGAAACCUUACGACGCGGUGGCCGCCAUGAGGGAGAUGGAGCGGUUCACGCGCGAUGUUGGAGGAUACUCGUUCCUGUACGCGGAUAUAUUCAUGAACAGGGAAGAGUUUGAACAGAUGUUCGACCUGAGCCUGUACGAGGCGGUGCGGACCAAGUAUAUGGCGGAAGGAGCCUUCCCGCACCUCUACGAUAAAGUCAAGCCUGAAAUAGACGUGUUCUCUAUCGGCGAACAGAAUGUUAUACGAGGUUAA
Messenger RNA from Danaus chrysippus (African queen), 1605 nucleotides. NCBI's taxonomy places the organism in Eukaryota, Metazoa, Arthropoda, Insecta, Lepidoptera, Nymphalidae. The record is from the annotation of a GenBank genome assembly.